AUACCACAUUUCACGUAAGGAAUUUGCUUCUUGCCUUCUUGGUUCGGCUAAUUUGGAAUCAAACUCUAGCAAGCAACAAUUUAUUUGUCUUCAUACAUAUCGAUUUUAUAUACUCCACCCUGAACUAAAUCUGCCAUGCGUUUUUCCCCCCUGUCGGUACCACAUACCAAUGGAAUUAUCCGGAUUUCUCGGUGUUUGAUCAACUGUGAAAGCACUGGAGAUUGAUAGAAAGCGCGAACAGAAGCUGUGUCCAUGGCGGAUCAGGAGGAGGUGCCGGAGGGGACGGUGGAGAACAUACUGAGCCAAGAGAGUCUCAAGUGGGUUUUCGUCGGAGGAAAAGGAGGAGUUGGCAAGACAACUUGUAGCUCCAUUCUUUCGAUCCUUCUCGCCGGCGUUCGUGGCUCCGUUCUGAUCAUCUCCACCGACCCUGCUCACAAUCUCAGUGAUGCUUUUCAACAACGGUUCACGAAGACACCCACUUUGGUUAAUGGGUUCACCAAUCUUUAUGCGUUGGAGGUGGAUCCUACUGUUGAACAAGAGGAAACGAGUUCUGAGGGAAUGGAUACUUUGUUUUCAGAGCUAGCAGGUGCUAUACCUGGAAUUGACGAGGCAAUGAGUUUUGCUGAGAUGUUGAAAUUGGUGCAAACAAUGGAUUAUUCUGUUAUAGUAUUUGAUACUGCACCCACAGGCCAUACACUCAGACUUUUGCAGUUCCCAGCAGUUUUGGAAAAGGGUAUUGCAAAAGUUUUGUCCUUGAAAAAUAAAUUUGGUGGUUUGAUUAAUCAGAUGACCCGCAUGUUUGGUGUGGAGGAUGACUUUGGUGAUGAUGCACUUCUUGUGAGGCUUGAAGGCAUGAAGGAGGUGAUUGAAACAAGUCAAUAAGCAAUUCAAGGAUCCAG
Prosopis cineraria is the source of this 899-nucleotide messenger RNA. RefSeq names its product ATPase GET3A-like. The transcript has 4 exons. The record is from RefSeq and is a predicted model, not a curated record. Gene Ontology annotation, molecular function: ATP hydrolysis activity; ATP binding. The coding region runs from base 253 to 882 and encodes 209 amino acids. Gene Ontology annotation, cellular component: GET complex. Gene Ontology annotation, biological process: post-translational protein targeting to endoplasmic reticulum membrane. NCBI's taxonomy places the organism in Eukaryota, Viridiplantae, Streptophyta, Magnoliopsida, Fabales, Fabaceae.